This is a messenger RNA of Chanos chanos (milkfish), 1611 nucleotides long. RefSeq names its product E3 ubiquitin-protein ligase TRIM39-like. NCBI's taxonomy places the organism in Eukaryota, Metazoa, Chordata, Actinopteri, Gonorynchiformes, Chanidae. Gene Ontology annotation, molecular function: protein binding; zinc ion binding. The record is from RefSeq and is a predicted model, not a curated record. The transcript is spliced from 8 exons. The coding region runs from base 10 to 1611 and encodes 533 amino acids.
CACAAAGAUAUGGCUUCCUCCAGCAGUCUCCUGUCUGAGGAGCAGUUCCAGUGUUCUAUCUGUCUGGAUGUGUUCACUGAUCCAGUCUCUACCCCAUGUGGACACAACUUCUGUAUGACCUGUAUCAAAGGAUUCUGGGACAGCAGUGACUCCUGUAGGUGUCCAAUGUGUAAGAGGAAGUUUGAGACGAGACCAGAUCUCUAUGUUAAUACAGUCCUUGCUGAUCUAAGUGCGCAGUUCAAAAACUCAAUACCUACUGUCAAAACCAGAGACGUUUCAUGUGACAUCUGCACAGAGGAGAAACUUGUUGCUCUGAAGUCCUGUCUAAUGUGUCUGACCUCUUACUGUGAGACUCACCUGGAGCCUCAUCAGAGAGUCUCAGCCUGGAAGAGACACAAACUGAUUGAUCCUGUGGAGAAUGUGGAGGAUUAUAUCUGUAAGAAACAUGAGAGACCCCUGGAGCUGUUCUGUAGAGAUGAUCAGACAUGUGUGUGUCAGUUCUGUACUGAGGGAGAGCACAGAACUCACAACACUGUUCUCAUAGAGGAGGAGAGUGGAGAGAGGAAGACACAGAUGGGGAAGAUGCGGACAGAAGUCCAGCAGAUGAUCCAGGACAGACUGAAAAAGAUUGAAGAGAUCAGACACUCAGUAGAGAUCUGUAAAAAAAACACAGGGAAAGAGAAAGCAGACAGCAUAGAGAUCUUCACUGCUCUUAUGAGAUCCAUUGAGAGAGUCCAAGCUGACUUACUUGAGUUGAUGGAGGAGAAACAGAAAGCAGCAGAGAAGGAGGCUGAAAGAGUCAUUAAAGAACUGGAGCAGGAAAUCAGUGAUCUAAAGAGGAGAGACAUUGAGCUGGAGCAGCUCUCACACACUGAGGACCUCCUCCACCUCCUACAGAUUUACCCAUCUGUGUGCAGCCCUCCACACACCAAGAACUGGACUGACAUCAGUAUUAAGACUGCUGUGAGUGUGGACACUCUGAGGAGAUCUCUGACUCAGCUGGAGGAAUCAUUCAAUAAGACAAUGGAGAAGACACAACUGAGGAUGAUUCAGCGAUAUGCAGUGGAUAUGACACUGGAUCCUGAAACAGCACAAGCAAACCUUAUCCUGUCUGAUGAUGGGAAACAGGUGAAAUUUAGAGACAAACCACAGGAUGUCCCUGACAACCCAAAGAGGAUUACUCAUUGGUAUAGUGCCCUAGGAAAGGAGGGGUUCUCCUCAGGGAGAUUUUACUAUGAGGUGCAGGUCAGUGAGAAGACUGAUUGGUAUUUAGGAGUGGCCAGAGAGUCCAUUGAAAGGAAGGGGAAUAGUGCUCUGACCCCUAUAAAUGGAAUUUGGACUCUGUUCCUGAGGAAUGGGAAUGAAUAUAAGGCUCUUGAUGAUCCUGAGGUCCUCCUCUCUCUGAAACACAAACCCCAGAAGGUGGGGGUGUUUGUGGAUUGUGAGAAGGGUGUGGUCUCCUUUUAUGAUGUGGAGGCCAUGUCUCAUAUCUACUCUUUCACUGGUCAGUCUUUCACUGAGAAACUCUAUCCAUACUUCAAUCCCUGUAGAAAUAAUGGAGGUAAAAACUCUGCUCCCCUGAUCAUAACUCCUGUCAUUCACAAUAAAUGA